UUGAACUCUACUCGAGUAAACAAUUUAUUAGGUAUUAAAGCGAGUUAAUAAGUUUAAAAUGUACUCUAGACCGAAGCCAGGCGAAAGUGAGGAAGAUAUAUUACGUCUUCAACAAGAAUUUGAAAAAAACAAAGCUGAAAAUAAAGUUAAACUUGCAGCUAAAGUAAUUAGCAACACUACUCAAGAUAAACCUACAACAUCCACCAGUAAUGUUGAAUGUAUUGAUAACAGCAGUGUGGAUAUUACAGAGCAACUUGCCAAUACGUUUGAGGCCAUUCCUUCUAACAGUAACUUGAAAAAUAUUGUAGAGAGGAAUUCUGAGCAUUUCCACUCAUCAUUUAAGUUUAAUACAGUGAAUAAAGGAUUCCCUCAGGCAAAAAGAAGAGAUUUAUCAAUAACUUCCAGUAAAGGUGGUAGCAUAUUUGCCCAGCAAAUGAAAAAAUUAAAAAAAGACACAGAUUCGUCAAUGGAAGUUGACAAUGUAGUAAUUAAUGAAAAUCCAUCUACAAAUAGUAAAAACUUCACAGCCAAUUUACCUAUGCAAAGUUACAUACUAUCAGGAAGCGAAGGUACAUCAAUACACGAGGAAAAUCUAAACAUCAUGAAAAACAUGACCGAAGAAGAGCUUAUCGAAGAGAAAGAAAAAUUAAUGUCCAUGAUGGACCCAGCUAUUGUUCAGUUUUUGAGAUCCAAAAGAAACAAGGCAAUCGUCGAGACUACAGGGCCCUCCAUAAGCGAACAAAAUGAAGUAGCAGAAGAUAUAAAAAUCGAGGAAAUUGCCACGACUUCUGAAAUUUUAAACCAGCCUUUAUCUGAUAACUGGUUGAAUUUCAACGUGGUAGAAACCAAUAAGUUAGCUUGGAUGAGAAGCGUGGACAUUCCGAAGUUGAAAGCUGAAAAAUUCGAAGCCAGAUUUGAUUUCGAAGGUUUUAUUUUACCGUAUUCCCAGUCGGAUAUAAAUGAAAAAAAUAGGCUGUUGUACCAUCAUGGUGAAGACCCCGGACGACCUGGGUAUACAUUACAGGAAUUACUACAACUUUCUAGGUCUAGCGUUUUGCAACAAAAAAUUAUCGCACUCAAUUCCAUAGCGAACAUUCUCAGUUUAAAUUCAUCGGGGAUAUACGACGACAUAAUCGAUCUGCCAUUGGAGCAAAUAUUUUUUGUAAUCCGUUUCUGUCUGGACGAUAACACCCCGUCGAUACUAAACGCUAGCGUAAAAGCUAUGAGGAAUUUGGUGUAUUCAGAAAUUGAUGAAACUUGCCUCGAUGGCUUGCUAGGCUUCGGUUUGGGUUUCGUUCAACCUGUAUUGGCUGUUGAUCAUGAACUUGACGAUGAUAAUACCAUCAACGAUCAGCAAUUGGUAGAGAAAAAUAUCGUUAAAUGCCUAGCUAGGACCGAGAUACUUACAAGAAUCAGAUACAUUAUAAAUACAGUAAAACCUCCGUUAGAAACGAUCGUUUACUGUAUAGAAAUCCUCAUUAGAUUAUCGAGGGAUUCGGAAUUUUUGCUAAAGAGAGUAAUGGAAACCGAGAAUCUCAUAGGGAGCAUCGUAUCUAAUUUUAUUCCUCAAUCGCUUGAUCAAAACGCAUCUUCAUCACCCUACGGUGUACCACUGAUUCAAGCCGUUAAAUUAUUCCGGGUGAUAUCUUCCCGAAGCAAAGCUUUAGCAGAAACGUUUAUUAAUAAGUACAAAAUAUUGGAUUCUCUCGUUUUGUACCUUUCCAACGAUACAUUCUCUUCGAACGUGAACGGUUUGAGACUCCAAACGGAGUGCUUCCACAGCUUCAGCUUGUUAAUCCACUACAAUUUAGCAUUGGAUUAUUUCAGCAUCCUACAACCGGUGUUGAUGAGCACGUUAAACUACCAUUUCGAAACCACGAACAUAAGCGCGGGUACCACUUACGUGCGAUUGGGGCACGCAGCCGGAUUGCUGGGGCUCCUGUCUCGGGUUGCGGCGAGGAAAUGCUCGUUGGUGGCCCCCUAUUUGCCGCUGCUAAUUCGCAAGUGCUCGCCCAAAUGGGUGGCGCAGCUGUGCGCAUCGACGGAGUACUCGUGCGGCAAACUCACGUUGGUAUCUUCGCUGGUUCGUUGCCUGGCGGCUGUGAGAUCGUGCGAGAGGAUAGAGGAAAUCGAUGCGAGUGUGUUGCGAUUGAUCGAUUCUGAAGGGUUCAGUAUUAUCACGGAUCGAAUAGAGAGCGGUUCGAUGCUUUUGUACAGUAGAUUUGAGAGCGUUCACAAAUCGAGCAGUAAUUUGAAGGGUUUGGAAGUAGCCUGUUGGAGUUCCUUGAACCACGUGGUGCCUUUGAUGCAAGCGAAUAGCUGUUUGCCAUUUUUGCAUUCAGUUUCUUCGUAUGUUGAUAGUACCGAUCAUUUGCUAGUGAAAAAAACCUUCCUGAACCACCCGAAUGUACAGAAGUACCUAAAAGCUUUGCAAACGUUGGAUAAGUACCAUUUGAGCGAUCAUUGGUUCGCGAAACCCGAAACUGCUAUUCUGAUGAACAUUCUGAGAACAUCGGUUGAUAUCAGAAGCGAACUGGAUACUUCGAUAUUCUACGAAUUAGCUGUGAAAUGUUUGUGUGUAUUCAACGCAGAGCAAAAAGCUGAUAUUAAAUACGUUUUGGAAAACAUUAUAUUCUGCUCAAAGUUUUAUCCGAGCGAGGUGUUCUUGAGGCAACUCGACUUGAAUCAGAGAACUUUGAGUUUAGAGACUUCUUUGAAUAAUUUACCCGAGAUUUUGGAAGUUUACACGCAAGUGUUGGGUUUACAAAACGAAACGGUGGAUUUGUCAAAUUGUUGCUGUUUAGACGCGAGUAUAGGCAACGUGUUGCCCGUAGACUGGAUAUACACUCCGAUUUUAAUGCUGUACUCGAACCAGGAGCUCAAUAGGUCCCAGCUGGACGAGGUGCAGCAAAUUUUUACAAUCAGGAAUUGCCUUCGAUGGAUUUUAAUUUACGAAACUUACUUCCCACUAUUGGCCUCCGGGAUCAAUCCUACAGACAGAUUUUGCCGGCUAGCCUGCGUGUUUCUAGCCAGCGACGAUUUGUUCCUGACCAAAGAAAUCCACGAUCUCUUGGAGCUUUGCUACAGGAACGUCGCCAAGCACGAAAAGGAGUUCGAUUUCGACAGGGAAAUCCAAGGCUUGAGUAACUUCCAAAACUUCUACACGCAAUUACUGGAACAGUACCAAGGCGUGAGCUACGGAGACGCCCUCUUCGGCAACGUGAUUUUGGCGCCUCUGGCUCAAAAACACGACGCGCAAUUCAGGAAAACCCUUUGGUCCGAGUAUAUGGGAGCAGUGCAAGUUUGCAACGUUACUCCCGAACAAUACAUCGGCGAUGUAAAUUUGCUGUUGGAGCCUCACGAGCGCGAUUUGUCCUUGUUGAAAUGCUACAGAAGAGCCAUCGUCGGGAAUUUCCUGCGAAAAGGGACUGUGUUGUUUAAUGUAGCGGAGAGUCACGUUAAGAAUUUUGUACAACGCAAUAAACAACAAUAACAUUGC
This is a messenger RNA of Phyllotreta striolata, 3499 nucleotides long. NCBI's taxonomy places the organism in Eukaryota, Metazoa, Arthropoda, Insecta, Coleoptera, Chrysomelidae. The record is from the annotation of a GenBank genome assembly.